Molecule: messenger RNA, 1448 nt
Organism: Neoarius graeffei (lesser salmon catfish)
Lineage: Eukaryota; Metazoa; Chordata; Actinopteri; Siluriformes; Ariidae
Exons: 9
Coding region: 1-1242 (413 amino acids)
Source: RefSeq, a predicted model, not a curated record
AUGUAUCACGUGGUGGAGUUCAUGGACACUUGUGAGGUUGAGGUGGUGCCAGCCAACUGGCUCAGCGGGAACAAGUGUUUCUGGCCUCCAAGUAAAUCCAUAGUUGCAUCUCACAAAGCUGCGAGAAAUCGAGAUCAACCCACUUCUCUUUGGAGCCUCUACAAUAUUCGUGUGCUUUAUUCUCAUGAAUCAUAUGAACAUGCCAUGACCAAGCUUCCAGAUGCCACUGAAAUGUCAGAUCUUCAGACUGAAGAGGAGGAUGCAAAUAUUCCAGAAUAUUUGAGAAGAAAAAAUAGAGGCUGCAAAAGAAUCGACACUGAUGAAGAAGCUCCUGCAUGUAGUCCAGCAGCCCGCAAGAAGUCCUACACACAGCUUGUGAAUGCUCCACAGAUCACAGCCCCUGAAGCCAUAUUUGGAGAAAAUUUGGCAUCUUCCUCAGCAGUCACCACGCAUUGGUCCCUUGAAGCUCCUACAUGUUCUCCACCAGCCCGCAAGAAGCCCCGCACACAGCUUGUGAAUGCUCCCCACAUCAAAGCCCCUGAAGCCCUAUUACGAGAAAAUUUCCCAUCUUCCUCUAUCACCACGCCUUGGUCCCCUGUGGUCCCCACACCACCUUGGAAUCCGCCUCGGAGGCCCUCAGAUUCCACUGCAGACCUUAUCCCUCCACAAGAACAGCAUUUGGAUCACUCCAUGACACCAGAACAUGGCCGGGUUUCUGUAGAGGCUGUGCCUACAUCCCUUCUGAGGGAGAUUCUUAUCCAGUUGACUACUAUCCGAGAGCAGCAAAUGCUCAUUUUGGUUCAACUCCAGUCACACUCCACCGGUCGUCCAGUUUCUGAAGCUCUGCCUGAAGCGUCACACUGUCGACUGCCACUUUCUUCCCAGGAAGACCUUCAGAAUCUGGAGGUCCUCUUGAAGAACCCCGAAGAGAAAAGAAAUUUGACAGUACAUCUGGGAAUUGUGGGGGGAUUGACUGUGAAGGAGACCGUUUGGCGCAUAAUGAAGAGGACAGUAACCACAUCUCUGGCGAAAGGACUGAACUGGAGUGGCGCGAAUGGCAAGCCAGCAUUCAAAAACUUGGCUUUGAAGCUUGUUGUUCUGGAUGCUGUCAGAAGAAAUGUGUUGACAAAAGAUGCUUCAGACAAACAAAUUGAACAGUUGAUCACCCGCUGGCUCCAGCUAGCAGCGGACAGAGAUGGAGGAAGGAGUCAAAGGGCUCAAAGGGGUCGUCAGGCUUCCUAAAGGCAUCGUGUUUGUUACACAUUUUUAGUGCGCGUGCGUGUGGUGGUUUGUGUGCGUGUGGUGGUUUGUGUGCGCGUGAUUUUUAGUUUAUUCACAUGAAUGGAAAUGUUUUUUGAAGUUUCCAUUUGAUAUCUUUUAGUUUGAAAUUUUACCCUAUUAACCUGUAGUAUCUCCCAAUGGCAAAAUGCAUGCGAAAUCUGUUAUGA